Messenger RNA from Schistosoma intercalatum, 3196 nucleotides. NCBI's taxonomy places the organism in Eukaryota, Metazoa, Platyhelminthes, Trematoda, Strigeidida, Schistosomatidae. The record is from the annotation of a GenBank genome assembly.
ACAACUAUGGUGGUUGAUUCAGAAUUGACGCUACAACGUGUAAUGGUUUGUCGUGUAGCAUGUUGAACUAUGUUUCUAGUUUUUAUCCCAAAAUUGUUGUAAUCUUAGGUUUGUGUUAUUGUUGAUUGUUAUCGUCUACUCUUAUCAUUAAAUGUAAGUUUAUUGUGUGCGCUUGUUAGAUCGUUGACUCACCGUUUCAUCCGUCCCCAUUUAAAGUACGGAAACACAGUACUCCCCCCCCUCACUCCAAAAGGACAAGGUCACUUUGGAGCGUAUCCAACGGCGAGCCACGAAAGCAGUUCGAGGACUCAAAUCUAAGCCUUACGAAGAACGCCUUCGUUCACUAGACCUUUACCCACUAGAAUAUAGGCGUCUUAGAGGUGAUUUACUAAUGGCUUAUAGUAUUCUUAACACUUCUGGACAUCCUCUUAAACACCUACUUAAGCUUAGUUCGAAUAAUAACCUAAGGGGUAACACCCAGAAACUGGAAACACAACAUAACAAGACGGAAUGUAGACACAACUUCUACUCCUUAAGAGUUGUCAAAAGCUGGAAUUCGCUGCCGGCCGAGCUAGUCCAAGCGACUUCUCAGGAGUCCUUCAAGAGGCAACUUGACCUAUUCUUAAGGACCAAGGACAGCAUCACAUUAUGAUUUACCAAUUUCUUUUCCUUUUUUAUUGUUAACAUAUCUAGGUUCCUGCCUGGAGGAUUUGGUGAUCCCCUGCUACUAGACACGGAAGCCUGUUAAGCGAAAGCUUCUUCUAUUCCAUCCACAACCAUUUGAACCGUUUCUUCUAUUCUGUUUUCUUGCCCUUCUCACUCACGUUACUCUGCGUGUUUCUCCAGCACACAAAGUACCUUCUGGACAGGCGCGAACCGCUAUCGCGAGAUAUUCAUUGAUUACGAUAACAACUUAUAAGACAUUUCAUUCUUAAGUUAUUUUAAAUAUCUUGGUGAUGAUAUAUAUCAUCAUUGGAUAUUAAUAUUAAUAUCCAAUGAACGCUCAAUGCAUUAUCUGCAUCUUAAUCAGAAUGUUGUCUGAAAAAGUAGAAGAAGCAACAAACUAGUGGUUAAAUUGUAUCAAGAGGUUGUUGCAUUGUAUAUGAAGGAAAAGUCCUUUGGUAUUUAGCUACAAGACAAUUACUCUGUUCAUUAAGCCAAAGACCGUUGCGUUGUCUAUUUUUCCGGAGUUUUUUUAUUCACACUAAGCUAACCUAAUGUAGAUGAAAAACAACUGUUGAAAAGCAUAUUGAAAUCACCACUUUUGGAAAAUGGUUAUAUGUUCUCUCUUUUAUGUCCUUCAUGGAAACAUUUUUCUAAAAUGUUUAUAUCUUGGUACAAAUUUACGCAGCAUGUAGACUUUCUGGACUAUAACUUGUCGAGAAUAAACAUGGUUUUUCGUAUAUGGUUCCAUUCACUCUAGUUUCUCCUAAACUAAAACUCAAGUAUCCUCACCUUUUUGCCACUUCGUUUACAUUUUCCCAUCUGGUUUCAAAAAAUAUUGGUUGGCUUAUAUUAGUGUUGGUAAUGUUAAGGUAGUUGCAUUUUAUUAAUUUCGUGUUAUUGAGGUCACUUUUUCUGUGAUUUUCCUUCUAAGUUGCACCUCAUACGGAUCGUCUUCCCCGAGAUGACUUACUUCUACCAAACACAAGUACGUCGUUUAUUCAGGAGAGUUCUCACUUUUUCUAAAUCCUAUUCAGAGAGAAUUAUGGAUCCUAGAAACCUAAUACUUAGAAUUGAUAUCUACAUUAACCAGAGCAAUACAAGAUUUUGGGAUCUAAAUGACUUUUGAAAAACUUGGUGUAUGUCCUGAAAUUGUUGAGUUGCUACGAGAUAAAGGGAUUAAUACACCUACGGAAGUUCAAGAAGGCUGCAUUCCAAUAAUUUUGGAAGGAAACGAUGUAGUAGCAUGUGCAAAAACUGGUUCUGGAAAAACAGCGGCAUUUUUGAUCCCCAUACUUCAGUCACUAAUGACGGAACUCAAACCAUUAUAUGCUCUAAUAAUUACUCCAACAAGGGAGUUGGCGCAUCAAAUUGGUGAACAAGCCGCUGGGUUAAAUUUAAUCCAAGGUGAACCACUAUGUAACGUAUUGGUGAUAACUGGUGGAAGAAACAUAGUUCAUCAGAGUAUUGACUUAGCUCGAUCUCCACAUAUUAUCGUUUCUACUCCUGGACGGUUGGCUGAUCUUUUGCGCACCCAGAUGGCCGCACAAGAAGCUGAUACUGAGAAUAAGCCAGAAUGGACCUUAUCCAGAACAAAAGUGGUGGUUCUAGACGAAGCAGAUAGACUGUUGGAAGAUAAUUUUGGUGAAGAUUUGAACACUAUAUUGAAAGCACUUCCGAAACGUCGUCAAACGUUACUUUUUAGCGCUACAUUCAGUGGUGCAGUCAAGUCUUCCUUAGAGGCUGCAAAGUCAGUAGCCAACGCUGAAAACAGGCGCCUUCCUAUUUUAUGGCAACCUGAAUGCAUGACUACGUGUUCAUCUACAGGGGCCGUAACUGUCGAGACCUUAAGUCAGUAUUAUAUUCUGAUGCGCCCUGAACACAAAGAAGCAUUUUUGGUUCAUACUGUCGAUCAAUUUCUUUCUGAGAAUCCAUAUUCACUUAUUAUGAUUUUUACAAAUAAAUGUAAAUGGUGCCAUCUUAUUGGAUUAAUGAUGACUAGCCUAGGUAUUAAAACAACCUUACUUCACUCCUCUAUGACUCAGAAAAACCGCAUAUCUUCGUUGACUCUUUUUCGUUCUAGUCAGAUUCGUGUUCUGAUUGCAACAGACCUGGCAAGCCGUGGACUUGAUUUUCCAACAGUUGAUAUUGUAAUUAAUCAUAAUGUUCCUAUUCGACCUAAAGAUUAUGUUCACCGAGUAGGCCGGACUGCUCGGGCUGGGAAAGCUGGUUUAGCAUUGACAUUGUGUGACCUUUUUGAAGUAAAACGUUUAAAAGCUAUCCAAACAUUUAUCAAUAAGGAAUUGAAGACAUUUGAUGUGAACGAAAAAAAAGUAGCUCAAAUAAUUGCCGAAGUGUCUAUCGCUCGUCGUGAUGCAGAACGCAAACUAGAUGAGAUCAGAUUCGAUGAGAAGCGUGAAAUCAAUAAGGCAAAAAAUCUGAUGAAGGCCAGAACGUCGAAAACUCUAAAUAAAACUGAGAAUCUUACUUCCUAAACUUUCUUGUAAAUAAAUCCUUUAUUUUUUUCUGAUAG